GCGCACUUCCGGGUGUUGUCUGGGCGCCGCCGCCGCCGCCGCGCGUCUCCGGUCUCCGAUCUCCGGUCUCCAGGCCUGGUCGCAUCAGCGUCUCAGCUCCGGGAGACCAGCGCGCACGCCACCACCAUGGCCGGCAUCAAAGCUUUGAUUAGUUUGUCCUUUGGAGGAGCAAUUGGGUUGAUGUUUUUGAUGCUUGGAUGUGCCCUUCCGAAAUACAACCAAUACUGGCCCCUCUUUGUUCUGUUUUUUUACAUCCUUUCACCUAUUCCAUACUGCAUAGCAAGAAGAUUAGUGGAUGAUACAGAUGCUAUGAGUAAUGCUUGUAAGGAACUUGCCAUAUUUCUUACAACAGGCAUCGUUGUCUCAGCUUUUGGACUCCCUAUUGUGUUUGCCAGAGCACAUCUGAUUGAAUGGGGAGCUUGUGCACUUGUUCUCACAGGAAAUACAGUCAUCUUUGCAACUAUAUUGGGCUUUUUCUUGGUUUUUGGAAGUAAUGAUGACUUCAGCUGGCAGCAGUGGUGAAAGGACCUUCUGAACUACUGUCAAGUAGACUUGUCAUUUGUCAGUCAUCCCUGCACACAGGAGAAGGGGCACAGCGCUGAGUGGUAGAAGCAAGCCUCCUGGAGUAUUCUAGGUGCUCCCUUCUCAUUUUAUUGUAAGCGUACUAUUUUCACAGAGACUUGCCGAAGGAUUAAAAGGAUUUUCUCUUUUGGAAAAGCUUGAUUGAUUCAUAUGUAACCAUAUGUGCUUUUUGUGGGGUCCUGCUGAAUUUAAAUGCUUAUGUGUUUUUCCCUGUUCCUUUUGUUUAAAGUCUAUAUGCAAUGUUAAACAUUUUUUAAAUGUAAUAACCAUUUACAUUGGUUAGGAAUUUGAAAUUCUGCUAGCUUGUAUUACUGGACUAAAGUUAUAUUUUCUCUUAAAAUUAUUUAGCUGCCAUUAUUUCAAAAAGUUAGGAAAUGAGUUUUCAGUCAGUCAGGAUGAUACCACUCCCAAUUUUAUGCAAACAUGCAGACCGUUGGCAUUCUUUAUAGACUAUAUACUCAGAGCAAAUAUCACUGCAUUUAUACCUCAGAGGGGUCAAGUAUUAAUUCCCCUGCCCUCUAUAAGGGUUGCUGAUUUUGCAAGUUAGCAGGAGUUUUGUGUAUUGAGAUUUUAUGAAGUUGCUACAGAGCGUGCUUUUCUUCUCAAUUGUUAAAACUUGUUCAACUUUAAGGAUGUAAAAACAGAUUUUUCAGAUGGUUUUUAUUUAUGUUUCUUAUAUAGUAGAGUGAGUUGCAUUGUGGGAAGAAGUGUUGAAAUUCACUUUGAAUCCUUUUUUUAUUUAUAAAUGAAGUUUUGGAUUUCUCUCAGCCUUUGAUGUUUUACCAUGGAUAAAAUGGACGUACAUGGAACUACUGCUGGUGAGGGAAAGUUGUUUAUUGGGCCAUAUAUGCCAGAAAACCUUUCCCCGCUUUCUCCUUUUAACUUAUUUUAUAUGUUGUAUAUAUUAGUAAAAUAAUUUUUUGAAUAUAGUUUAAUAACACUUUAAAUUAGAAGUGUUUAACUUACCUGAGAUAUAACUGCUAUGCCAUACAUUCAGAGCGUUCCUGCCCUGCAAGGCCUUGAUAUGAUUAACAAGUGACUUGUUAGUCUUUCAGAUAAUUCACGCAUUAACAAGUUAAGACUUAGACCAUGAUCAUUAGAGCUCUUUAUUCUCUAUGGUUAUAUCAUAUGUAAUUUAUAACUGCUGAAGAAAAUUUCCUGUAUACCUCUCAACUGUUUUGAUUUUUAUAUCAUCAUGAUAGAGACCAGCUAUUAUUUCCUUCUAAAUGUGUGAACUAAUGCAAAGUAGCCAAAUCCAACUGUAUAGCAAUUUUAGAGACAACUUGACCAAAAAAUUCUCAGUAACCAGGCAUGAUCAAAUGUAGUAGUUAGUUGUGUCUCAUCAUUAUCAAUACUUUUUUCAGAAGCUAAUUACAAAAAAUUAGCAAAAGUUGGCCUGAGAAUGUUUUGUUAAUAUUUGUUGAUUCCAAAUACUCACAUAAAAGUUGUUUUUCCUUUAGGAAAAAAAUGGGGCAAUCAAAACAGCUAUCUUUUUGUUUUAUAAAGUUUAUUUCUGAAGAAAAUGGGAACAAAUUUGGGGUUUGUUCAGCUUUUUACUGAAAAUGCUUAAAAGCCACAGUUUUUAUUACUGAACCCUAAUUGUUACUUUUGGCUGUGAUUGGAAGCAGGGUAAAUUAUCUGCAUGUGGCUGAACCACUUACUCAUUAGGCGCAAAAUGACUUAACAGUGUUACCAUGUUGCAGACUUAAAAUAGGUAGAAGCAGGGACACAAGAAUUUGAGUGCUGGGAAUACCAUUGGGAACUCGGUCCCUGUGAUCUUGGGGAGUGUUUUUGCAGAAAAUGUACUAUCUUUGUUCCUUUUCUGUUUUCUGUUCUAGAAUGUCAGUGCAGUGCACUACUACUGUUGUAUUCCCUUGACCAUUCACUCUUUUUUCUAACAGCUCCAUAUUCUUUCUGUAUACUAAUUGCAUUGCAGCAUUGUGUCUGUUAACCUUGCACACUUGCUUCACAUAGUGCUGUCUCAGAUUUCUAGGCUACUUACUUGAGGUCUGACUUUUCCAUAGAAUAUGCACUGAAACUGCAUUGCCAUUCUUCUAUGGAAAGAAAUUUUUUGAUGCUGAAACAAUAAAGAUUUUAAAUACCAA
Suncus etruscus (white-toothed pygmy shrew) is the source of this 2687-nucleotide messenger RNA. It is a transcript of the gene LEPROTL1, whose product is annotated as leptin receptor overlapping transcript like 1. Gene Ontology annotation, cellular component: endosome. NCBI's taxonomy places the organism in Eukaryota, Metazoa, Chordata, Mammalia, Eulipotyphla, Soricidae. The record is from RefSeq and is a predicted model, not a curated record. Gene Ontology annotation, biological process: negative regulation of growth hormone receptor signaling pathway; late endosome to vacuole transport via multivesicular body sorting pathway. The transcript is spliced from 4 exons. Bases 127 to 522 code for a protein of 131 amino acids.